Molecule: messenger RNA, 270 nt
Organism: Penicillium canariense
Lineage: Eukaryota; Fungi; Ascomycota; Eurotiomycetes; Eurotiales; Aspergillaceae
Exons: 2
Coding region: 1-270 (89 amino acids)
Source: RefSeq, a predicted model, not a curated record
AUGUCUUCUAAUGACAAUAAUGAAAACCCCGGUUUCAUGGGAGGCCUCGGUGAGAUGGUAGGCAAGACUAUCAACGGGGCCACAAGUACAAUGGGCAACGUUGUGAGUGGUCUUGGUGGCACACUCGGUGGUGCGGCUGAAGGAGUAGGUCAGACUGUGACUGGGGCCACUGAAGGUCUUGGGAAAGCAACCAAGGGCCUUGGGCAGUCCGUAAACAAUACUGUUGGUAACUCGAGGGCUCGGAAGGAAGAGAGUGAGCUGGAGGAAUAA